This is a messenger RNA of Diaporthe amygdali, 1635 nucleotides long. RefSeq lists its product as uncharacterized. Lineage: Eukaryota; Fungi; Ascomycota; Sordariomycetes; Diaporthales; Diaporthaceae. The transcript is spliced from 3 exons. The record is from RefSeq and is a predicted model, not a curated record. The coding region runs from base 1 to 1635 and encodes 544 amino acids.
AUGGGCAGCCUCUCUUUCGAAGAUCCCGAGCCGCUCACUGCACGCGCGGUGCAAGGGGUCGUGGAAGUAGUCGGCACGGGUAUUGUCCAAUCUGGGGUUCCAACGGAUGCCACAUCACGUACCAGCCUCGACUCUACGAGGUCGUUUCCCGGUACCGUGGAGGAUUUAGGGUGUGAUGAGUUCCUGGUCGUCGGAGAAUCAAAAGACUUGCCAUAUCCAAAUCUAAGCUCUGGCCUUGACCCGCCAUUACUAUCCCCUUCUUCCAUCAACAGCGGCGUCUUCCACGAGGGCCUGAACCGACUGCAUUCUUUCCAGGACCUCGCCAGACUCCGGCUAAAGCACGCGACCCAGAUUGAGUGCUACGAGGCGAACAUUCUCCAGAUACCAGAGACAGACAGCGAGCUUUACGACCUCCGGGACCGCCGGUGGGCCCAUCUGGAGUUCUCAGAGGACGAGGGCGGGGACGACUUAGGGGCAGACUUAAGCGGAACGGAAUCCCCUUUAUCGAGUUCACCAUCCACCACCUCGACCUUUCUCGACUGCCAACCGCCCACGGAACGCCGCCCGUUCUCGUUUGAGGCCUUCUUCGACGCCUCGCCAGAGAGCCCUGAGGGCUCUCCGACCUUGCCGCGCCGCACUCGAGAACCGCGCCACAUCACAUACCGCUCCAUGCCUCCCAAGACGAUGCCCGAGCUGUCAGGGCUCGGCGACAGCGGCGAGGGGUCGGCCUUCCUGUCCUCGACGUGGGCGUCCUCCAACGGGGGGAUCGCAGCGGCUCCUCACCACGCGCAUCAGCAGCACCACCUGAGACCCCGAUCGGCACCGAAGAACCUCGCGCGCUCGUCGAACCCUUUCACCGGAUUCUGGGGCAGGAAGCACCAGCAGCAGCAGGAUGACGUCCUUGUGGGGAAGCUGGCCGACGGCGGCCUUGACUCGGGCAGCGUUGGGAAGCGAAUCAGUGACGACGGCACGGCGGUCGAGGUCCACGAGGGCAGGACGACACCGCCGCGGUCUGCUUCCGGGACGCCCAAUGGCUUGAAGGAUGCGAAGGAGCCGGCCAACGCAUCGGAAGGCGGCGGUCCACCACCACUGACGCGCGAGGAAUUCGAGGCGCUCCCCUUGGCGAUACAGCGAAAGCUGAGCGGCGCGGGAGGCGUCGCCAUGGAGCCCCAUUUUCAGCCGCCGGAUGUUGAGGCCCUUCCAUCGCGUCAGCACGUUCAGCCAGCCCUUGUGUUUUUUUUCCUUCGCGGGCCAACAUUCCAGUGUUCCGAGGCGAGCAUUCCGGUCUUCAUUGGCUUUCCUUUCCCUGCACAACCACUCCUAUUGUUGCCCGUUAUCCCCCCUCCUAAGCAGGCAUUGGUUUCAAGGAGACGUGCACCCAAUUGGAAGUCAGCGAAGUCGCGCCGCAUGAUUGUUUAUCAACCCGUCACCUGGGCGGCCCAAUGGCACGGCAUGGAUACACAUAUGCCCUCGCAGCACAGGCAAAUGAACACGGCAUCUGCACUGAUACUACGGAACUCGGUGGAAAUAGGGCGGGAGGAGGCUAAGCACCAGGAACGCGCGGAAGAUCCCCUGACGGCGAGGCAAGGCCCCGGGUAUGGCGGUCAUUCGGCGUUUGAGGACGGGGAAGACUAG